AUGCUCAAGUUCAAGAAUAAAUUUAAAUUCGGUUCCUCAGGAUCACCAGACGUUACUUCCAAGACUGGACCAACCUCGACAGAAUCAUCGUCGCAUAAUUCUCCAAGAAACUCAACUGAUUCAAGGAAAACCAUUUCAAUGUCGAAUAUUUCAGAUGGGAUUCUGAAAGUAAGCUUGAAUGAUUCUCAUAGUUCAAGUCCUUCUCUUACACCACAUAAAUCAUCUAACAGUUCUUCCCCCAUUAAAUCUACUCAAGACUCACAAAUCUCCACACCACAAUCCGAGCCACCUUUGAAAUCAAGUCCAAGUCCAACUCCAACACCUACCACCAAUCUUGCUGGACAAUCCGACCCAUCGUCAACCACAGCCACAAUCACUACAACCCCUACCCCAACUUCAACUAUGACUUCAACCCCACUUACAGCUACUGAUUCAUCUGCAACAUUUUCAGAUUCAACCCCAGUUAUCAAGCCUGAAACUUUAGCCAAUGGGGACAUAAAACCUUCAUCAUCUCCAGGUUUACUUACCGUUAAAAUUUAUAAUUCGCAAAACUUACAAUUGCCAAUUGAUAUAAAUAAUAACAAACAAAUUUUACAAGCACUUGCUAAUAAUGCUAAUAAUGAAAAUACUAGCCACCAAUUAUGGAAAAACCUCACCUCUCUUCAAAAUCAAGAAGCAAACAAUUUACCAUCAAGAGAAGUCUUACCUGGAUCAAUUUCAGCUAAUUUCUUACCAUCAAUUAUCACAAUUCCAAGUGGAGAUAAUUUAGUUAAAUCAUUGAUUUAUUUAACUAUUGAAUUCGAUAAUAAUGUUCUUGUUAUUGAACCUCAAAAGGGGACAGUCAACCAUAGUACUUGGAACCAAGUGGUUUCAUUUGAUGUCAGUAAUAAAAGUAGCAAUACUGGUUCCUCACCUGAAGGAACUAGUUCAAAUUCCAAUUUUUUAAAUUUGAAUUUGUUUAUUAGAUUACCAUCAAUGUUAAUACCUGAACUGGAAAAAAUAUCAAAGGCCAAAUUGUUCACCAAUAGUGAUCAAGUUUCAUCUUCAGCCAGAAAUUCUCCAACAUCUAAUUCUAAUUCAAAUUCAACCCCUGAAAAUAUUGGAGAUUUAUUGAUUGGUAGUAUUAAAUUACCAUUGAACCUAGCCUUCCAUUCAGUCCCAAUUAGACUUAUGAAUCAUGAGUUUUUAAAAUUCCGUCAUCAAAAUGAAAAGGAAAUGGGUGAUAUUAUGCUUACAAUUGAUUUUAAACCAAUUUUGAAAAAACAUUUAACAAUUGAAGAUUUUGAUUUAUUGAAAGUUAUUGGGAAGGGACUGUUUGGUAAAGUGAUGCAAGUGAUUAAAAAGGACACCAAACAAAUCUAUGCAUUGAAGACAUUAAGAAAGCAACAUAUCAUAUCAAGAAUGGAAGUGAUGCAUACAUUGGCUGAAAGAACAGUUCUUGCAAGAAUCAAUAAUCCAUUUAUUGUACCACUUAAAUUUUCAUUCCAAAGUCCAGAAAAGCUUUAUUUAGUAUUGAGUUUUAUUAAUGGAGGAGAAUUAUUUUGGCAUUUACAAAAAGAAGGGAAGUUUUCCAUGGAUAGAUCAAGAUUUUACAUUGCAGAACUUUUGACUGCAUUAGAAAGUCUUCAUGAAUUAAAUGUGAUUUAUCGUGAUUUAAAACCUGAAAAUAUUUUAUUGGAUUAUCAAGGUCAUAUUGCAUUGUGUGAUUUUGGAUUAUGUAAAUUGAAUAUGACCAACAAUGAUAAGACAAAUACUUUUUGUGGUACGCCUGAAUAUUUAGCACCUGAAUUGUUACUUAACCAAGGAUAUACUAGAAGUGUUGAUUGGUGGACUUUGGGUACUUUAUUAUAUGAAAUGUUAACUGGAUUACCACCAUUUUAUGAUGAUGAUGUGAAUACAAUGUAUGGGAAAAUUUUAAGAAAUCCACUUCGAUUCCCAUCUUCACUUGAAGGAACUGAUGCCCAAGAUUUGUUAAUUAAAUUACUUCAAAAAGAUCCAAACCAUAGACUUAGCGAUGCUGAAACCAUUAAAAAUCAUCCAUUUUUCCAAAAUAUUGAUUGGAAUAAAUUAUUAACUAAGAGUUAUUUCCCACCAUUUAAACCAAAUGUUGAAAAUUUGUUGGAUACUUCAAAUUUUGAUCAAGAUUUCACUAACGAAAAGCCACAAGAUUCAGUUGUUGAUGACUUUUUAAGUGAAAGUGUUCAAAAACAAUUUGGUGGAUGGACAUAUAAUGGAGAUAACAUUUUAAAUUAG
Molecule: messenger RNA, 2253 nt
Organism: [Candida] anglica
Lineage: Eukaryota; Fungi; Ascomycota; Pichiomycetes; Serinales; Debaryomycetaceae
Source: the annotation of a GenBank genome assembly